Molecule: messenger RNA, 894 nt
Organism: Zophobas morio
Lineage: Eukaryota; Metazoa; Arthropoda; Insecta; Coleoptera; Tenebrionidae
Product: U3 small nucleolar ribonucleoprotein protein MPP10-like
Exons: 9
Coding region: 1-894 (297 amino acids)
Biological process (GO): rRNA processing
Cellular component (GO): nucleus; sno(s)RNA-containing ribonucleoprotein complex; small-subunit processome
Source: RefSeq, a predicted model, not a curated record
AUGAAUCUAAAGAGAAAAAGUUGGCAGCUUUCCGGCGAAGUUUCGGCAAAGAGUAGAGGAAAAGACAGCCUGUUAGCUGAAGACUUGGAUUUCCAGACUACCCUCAAGCCGGCCCUCGAAAUUACAGAAGAGUUUACAUUAAAUUUAGAGCAAAAAAUUAAGUAUCGUAUUCAAAAUUUACUUUUUGAUGAUGUUCAACGCAAAGAUCCUCUUCCUGUCUCCGAUUAUAAGCCGAAAAUUGUGCUUGAUAUGGAAAAAAGCAAGCUGAGCUUAGCCGAGAUUUACGAGCAGGAAUAUCAAAGGGAAACUUUCCAGGCGGUAACGCCUGCUGUUGAGCAAGAAAAGAAUAAAAAAUACGACGAGUUAGCCAGAUUGUUCGAAUCUCUUUCACGCAAAUUAGAUGCCUUGACGAACGCCAGCUUCACUCCGAAGCCGCCCAAAGAGGAAGCCGUUGUGAUUGUGAACGCCCCGUCCGUCCAAAUGGAAGAGGUACUUCCGGCCGUCGUAAGCACCACCCAGCAUUUGGCGCCUGAAGAAAUUCUUCCGAAGGACAAACAUGAGCUUAAGACGUCCGGCGAGAAAGCUAAAGCCGAACGUAAUCGUCAAAGGCGACUAAAAAAGCAACUGAUGCGCCGAAAGCAAAAGGCUCGUGAGGAGGCGCUGCAAAAGAAAUCCAAAAUCAAUAUUAGCGCUGCUAAAAAGUACGAGUCUCUACAGGCUUUGAAAAAAAUCCGCGAAGGUAAAACGAAAAGCGCCAAAUUGGGGAAAAAGGGCGAGACGCUCCACUACGGCUCCUCGGCAGCUUUUUUUUCCAAAUUAGGAGAGCAAGCCUACGUGGAUCACAGGAAAAACGCUCCCGAGACAAAAUUUAAGGCCGCCAAGUUUAAAUUGUGA